AUGGCAGUCAAAAAAUUCCUUCAAACUAAUUUAAAUUUUGAAAAAUGGCUUGAAGAAGAAAAGCAAGCCAAAAAUGAAAUAGAAACUAUUCGGCGCAAAAGGAGUGAAUGGAAGAAAUGCUGUUGUAAAGAUGCAAGAAGGGAAGAACGAUUCGAUGAAACACUUUUUUGUUUUUACCAUCGCAUCUUUAAGUAUGCCCAUUGGUUGAGAGAAAAACUGACCUCUGCUGAGGUUCAAAAAGAAGAAUUAAAAUCCUUAAUUGAAAACGUUCAAGCAAUUCUAAAAGUGGUAGAAACUACCUAUCAGCACGAAAAAGCCGAAUGGGAACUAGAUAACUCAAAAGAGGCGGGUCAGAAUGAAGAUUAUGAAAUUAUUAAUAAAGGAAUAAUAGAAUUAGAACAAGAAACCACUGAAUGA
Molecule: messenger RNA, 417 nt
Organism: Entrophospora sp. SA101
Lineage: Eukaryota; Fungi; Glomeromycota; Glomeromycetes; Entrophosporales; Entrophosporaceae
Source: the annotation of a GenBank genome assembly